CGCCCCCCCCCACCCCGUAUCCUGCUGGUCGUUAAGCCAACGUCAGCGGCUGUGAGGGGAAACGACACGGGCUUAUCACGUCGCGCUGAAUGGCUCCUUUUUCAUGAAAAACGACGUGAGGAGGAGGAAAAAAAACAAACCGAUCCGAGUGAGACAGGUGUCCUGGUGGUGAAGAGGCCAUUUCUUUAUGCGAGGCCUUCUGAGGACUGAGCAGACCAUUUGGACACUAUGGAUAGCUACGGGUUCUCCAGUCCAGUUCUGGGUGAGGACCGCUCCGUCAUGGCUCGCAUGCAGAAGAAAUUCUGGAAGACGAAGCAGGUGUUGAUCAAGGCCACGGGGAAGAAGGAGGAUGAGCACGUGGUGGCGUCGGACGCAGAUCUGGACGCAAAGUUGGAGUUUUUUCGUUCGGUACAGAUCACAUGUACAGAGUUGCUGAAAGUGAUAGAAAAAUACCAGCAAAGGAUCACACGCCUGUCUCAGGAGGAGAACGAGCUAGGGCUGUUCCUGCGCUUCCAGGCGGAGCAUGACAGAACUAAAGCAGGAAGCAUGAUGGAUGCCACGAGCAAGGCCCUGUGUACCUCUGCCAAACAGAGGUUGGCUCUUUGUGCCCCGUUGCAUCGGAUGGAGCAGGAGAUGGAGACGUUUCGGAGAAGGGCCAUCGCAGACACGCUGCUGACCGUGAGCCGCAUGGAGAAGGCGAGGACAGAGUACCGUGGCGCUCUGCUCUGGAUGAAGGACGUCUCCCAGGAGCUCGACCCUGACACCUACAAACAGCUGGAGAAGUUCCGCAAGGUGCAGGCACAGGUGAGGGGAACCAAGGUGCACUUUGAUAAACUGAAGAACGAUGUGUGUCAGAAAGUGGACAUGUUGGGGGCCAGUCGUUGCAACAUGUUAUCUCAUUCCCUCUGCACUUACCAGACCUCACUCCUGCUGUUCUGGGAGAAGACAGCAAGCAUCAUGUCCGGCAUCCAUGAAGCCUUUAGGGGAUACGUGCCGUAUAACUUCACCACCCUGAAGGAGUUAAGGGACCCACUGGAGCACCUUUCUGAAGGUCUGUCACUGGAGGACAGCACGGAAAAAGAAAAGCAAAAGAAUGCAGACAAUCUUGUGUCGCUGGAGGAGGAGAAGACGGGAAAAUCCGACCUUGAAGCUGGUUCUCUCACUGCUGUUGAUCAGGACAGAAAUUCAGACAGCUCUUUACCAGCCAGUUUAGACUCGGCUUUGUUUGAGCCCUCAGGCCCCAUCAGCACAAUUACCACAGAUGAUGACCUCUUACUCUUGACCCUUGACCCCAACCCCAGCCUGAGCCAUGACAUGACCCCAACUCUACCUUUACCACAGCUUCAGAGCCAACCGGAGGCUGCAAUGCCCCUGGCUGUCCAUUUGGAUGUGUCUCAGGGGCAAAGCAUGGAGUCCUUUGUCACGAUACCACUGAGUGAGAAGGCAGGCAAGGAUUUGCUCUCGGGCCUCGUGACGCAUUCUGGCCUGGAGGAAGAAGAAGGAGAGCGAGGUGAUCUGUCUUUCCUGCAGGAUCUGCUGAGCCCCGGAGCGUCCAGCGGAGCGGAUGACUUCAGUAAGGCGUGGCAGGACGCUUUUGGCUGCUUCGAAGCCCCUGCGAGUGCCCCCUGUUCCACACACACCGCUGCAGCGGGCAGCACCAACGCAACUCGCUCUCCCUCACAGCCCCCGAGUCCCACCGGAUUCCUGCCUUCACAGCUCCUCGACCACGGGCUCAGCACCACCGGAUGGAUGACUCCUCCAAUGUUUCAAACCCCUCCCCUUCAAGCCCCGCCCACUGGCGGUCAGGUCCCAGCUGCACAGAACAGCUCCAGGACACUGGAUAACGCUCCUAAAGGUGGAGCUCGGGACAUGUCUGCAUGGUUUAACCUUUUCGCUGACCUGGACCCGCUUUCCAACCCCGAUGCUAUCGGACGAAGUGAUGAAGAGCUGCUUAAUGCCUGAGGAUUGGUCUCCCCAGUCACUCUGUACAGAAGAAAAAAACACAGCUGGAUAUUCUUUGUGCUGAGUUUCACCAAGCCAAGGACACGGAUCCUGGAAAACACGGAUCAGCCGUUUGUCUGUAUAUCUGUGUGUGUGUGUGUACACAUGAUCACAUGCUAAUCUGCUUUACAUUUCUAUAGCAAGUUUCUUUUUUUUUAAAGAAAGAAAGAAGACUGCACUGUAUAUUGUGUGUAAAUUUUGUGAUGAUGGCUCUUCGUCAAGAUGAAGAUGAUGAAGAGCCACUGAGGGAUAUGAAGGUGUUGGAGACUGUGUUCUACACUGGAUAGCAAGUUUCACGUGUCCGUAAACAAUCACACACUGGAAAGCGCACGAGAAACGGAUCAGGAACUUGUGUUUGUAAAAUCAGCGGCAGGAUUGUUGACACUAUGCUCGCUACGCUGUCACACUGGAGGAAGCUUUGAUUUAUUUGAGCUAGAAUCAGGGAUUUUUCAUUCUUUUAUAAAGGUGAUAAAAACAUAUUCUGGCAAAGGAAAAAUCCCUGGUUACGGCUUUAAAUAAAAUAUAUUUAAAAAAAAAAGAAUUAUAAGUAUACUCUAUGUGGAACAGAAUCUGCUUUAAAAAUGAAUUUUUUGUACUUAUUAACCCUUUAAAGACCCUGCACUCUAAGAACCUGCUUUAAGGCGAGUAUGUGAAGUUCAAAGGGUUAACUGGAUGUAAGUGUGUGUGUGUGUGUGUGUGUUUUGUAUUAUAUAUAUAUAUAUAUAUAUAUAAAUCUGUUCUUUAUUACCACCAACAAUCUCUAGCAACCUAUACAGGGGAGUGCAAAAGUUUGUCUCCCCCUUAUCACUAAACUAUGAUGGUAAAGAUAUUACACUUCAUGUAUUUAUACUGUAGUUUAUUCAUCUGUGAAAUAUCACAUGUAUUUAGCAUGUAAUAAUGCUGUAUAUUAAUGUUAAGUUAAAAAAAAGAAAAGAAAAGAGAGUUAAAAAUCAUUUGACUAAAUAUUAGAAAAUAAAUAAAAAAGGGGGGGCACAAACUUUUGCACCAUCAGCCCGAGGGCGCAGGCUUCUCACAAAGCACCUAAAUCCACUCUGUUCUGUUAUACCUGGCUAUACAUUAUUGUGACAUCUGAAUUUUUUUAUUUUAUUUUAUUAUUUUUUGGGGGGGUGAUUGUCUAACAGUUGUAAAAGUAUUGGCACCCACCACAUGUAGGUUGUGUAUUUUUGUUUUAUUUUUUUGGGUGAUUUAUUUAACAGUUGUCAAAGUAUUGGCACCCAUCACCUAGUGGUUUUUUUGUUUGUUUGUUUUGUUUUAAAUCAGAUGUAUGCAAACUUUACAUUCCACCUUUUUUGCUUGAAUGCACAUCAAUACUUCUUUAUUCUGAUAUUUAAAAGAAAAAAAAAAUCUCUACAUUGCCUUGCACUUUUGUGUUUAAAAAAUCUUUUGAUUUAAAUAUAUAGUUUUUUUGUUUGUUUUUUUGGGACAUAAAUACAUAAAGAAUGUACACGGCACCAUUCACGGCUGCGUUUGACUUGAUUUUAUUUUAUGCAAUCGUCAAAUUUUUUAUUUUUAUUUUUUUUUAUUUUUUGGGAUUGAUGUAACAAUUUACAACGUUAUGGACAGAUGAGAUGAUCUUUACAGUGACUGUGACCGACGGCCGACCGGACGAUAAAAUAAACUCCUUAUAUAUAUAUAUAUAUUUGAUCA
Molecule: messenger RNA, 3669 nt
Organism: Hemibagrus wyckioides
Lineage: Eukaryota; Metazoa; Chordata; Actinopteri; Siluriformes; Bagridae
Gene: ical1
Product: islet cell autoantigen 1-like
Exons: 17
Coding region: 229-1962 (577 amino acids)
Biological process (GO): regulation of transport
Cellular component (GO): Golgi apparatus
Molecular function (GO): protein domain specific binding
Source: RefSeq, a predicted model, not a curated record